UAUUUCCUGUAACACAAGAAGGAAGUAGCCUGUGGCACAAAGAAAUCGGCUUUCAGAAUUAAACUGGGAAACACGCGGGGAUGCGUUUGCCUGUAACACAGACAGGAAGUGACCUUAUAGUGUGGUGGCAGCAGGAGGAUAAAUCGGAUGUAUUUGAUUAAGAAGUGCAAAUAAUUAUGUAAUAAUAAUAAAAAAAAAAAAUCACUCGACACGAAACAAACAGAAACAAUACGGCCUUUGCCAGAAGUGAGGCGGUGAUGAGCCGGGGUGUGUGUGUGUUUUUAAAAUGGGUUUUAAUAUUAUUAUUCUCGCCUGAACAGACCACUCCCCUGCGUUUUUAUCCCCCCGCAAUGGCUGUGAUCCGCGGCGCUGGGAAGAGAUGAGCUUGUUGCAGAUCGGAUCAUUGAACUGGAUUUUAAAUCCGUUUUAAGCAGAAAACAAGAAAUUGAAUUUGGCAAUGAUGAUGGAUCAGUCUUCGUCCAGCUGCAGCAGCACCAGUCACUGCCUCCCCAGUCUGCCCAGUAAGGCCAGUAUGAGCGGCAGGCUGGUGCAUGUGGAUUUCCCCGAGGUGCCGGUGUCAUUGCUGGAGAGUCUGAACCAGCAGAGGCUGGAGGGGCAGCUGUGUGACCUGAGCAUCCAAGUGCAGGGCCAGGAGUUCAGGGCUCAUCGCUGUGUGCUGGCAGCCUCCUCGCCGUACUUCCACGACCAGGUCCUCUUGAAGAACGUCUCCUCGGUGGUCCUCCCCUCUGUCAUGGACCCCCUGGCCUUCGAGAGUGUGCUGGGCUCCGCCUACACGGGCAGACUGAGCAUGCUCAGGGACGAGCUCAUCAACUAUGUGACGGUGGGCAGCUUCCUGCAGAUGUGGCACGUGGUGGACAAGUGUACGGAGCUGCUGAGGGAGGGCAGGGGGCUCCUGCAGAGCAGCCAGCCCCCCAGCAGCGAGCAGCAGUCCCCCAGCAGCACCAACUACUGCAGCCCACCAGAGGGCGCCGGCGAAGCAGCCAGCCAGCAGCAACAGCAACAGGGCCACCAGUAUAGCAGCGGCAGCGCCGCCGGUCACUCUAAUAAGUACUGCCGGGGUGACGCGAGGGAGGCGGGCCAUUCGCCCCCACAGGACAGUGACGUCAUCGCAGGCUCCCCCCCAUCCUCCGAUCAGCAGAGGUGGCCGGUGGGAAGGCCGAGCAGCAGUAUUCGCAGCCUCGCCCUCCCUCUCCAGCGCUCCCAGUAUCCCCAGCCAUCUGGUUUUGACUCUGCCGGCUACGCGGACGAGCUGGCCCUGACCAGCAGCAGUGGCAGUAACUCCCGAUCCAGGCCCCGCCUCGACGCGAACGUGGGCUUCGCUAACCUGCGCGCCCCCGGCCUGGCUGCAGGGCUCGGGGGGAGGCGCAGCCGCAGCAGGAGUGCGAGGAGCAGGUACCGCUGCCCAGAGCCCCUCCCCUCGCUGUCUGGCAGGCUGCUAGGCAGAGGCAGGGGGAGGAGAGGCAAGGACCCCAGCUCACAGGAGGGGAGCGAGCUGCUGCUGACCUGUGAGGAGGAUGGAGGAGGGAUGGAGAGACACAGGGAGGAGGAGGAGGGGGGCGGGAUGCUCCACAGUGAUGAGGGGAGGGGGGGUGAUGAUGUUGAAGUUGGGCAGAGUCGCAGUGACUCGCUGGGAGAGAUGAUGCUGAGAGAGGCCGAGGAGAUGAUGGCCCGCCAUGGACACCAGACCAGGGGAUGGAGUGAGACGCAGCCCCAGCUGAUGGGAGCCGGAGCCGGGGGGCAUGCAGGUCUCGAGCAGCCAUCCAGUCUGGCUAGGGAAGAGCCGGAGGAAUCUGAACCGGAUGAAAGUCAAUCCUUCCCUUACCAGAGCCAGUACCAUCGGAGCAGGAUCCGACACGCACAGACCCACCAGAACCCCCUGGGUCUCCAUCUGAGCCCGUACGAGCCUGGCCUGCACCCCAGCAGCAGCAGCGCUCCUCCCUCCAACCCCAGCCCCGGCCCUGCUGACCAGGUCCCUUUCUGCGAGUCCUCCCAGGACUUUGUCUCCACGUACGAUGAAAUCGAGGAGGGGACGGGGCAGGUGUCCCAGCGCCCGCUCCUCGCCCCUCCCCCCUCCUCCGGGGAGCAGCAGGAGGGGGGCGGGUUCCCAGGCGUGGCAGACACCCCUCCGCUCGCCGGCGCCCCCUACACCGGCAAGGUGCACCUGUGCCACUGCGGCAAGGCCUACACCCUGAAGAGCAUGCGGGACCGGCACGUGAAGAUGCAGCACCUGAACCUGCGGCCCUUCGCCUGCCCCGUCUGCGCCAAGACCUUCAAGAUGAAGCACCACCUCACCAAACACCUGAAGACCCACGCAGGCCUGCAGCCCUUCGAGUGCCAGCUCUGCGGCAAGAAGCUCAUGUGGAGGGACAGCUUCCUGAGGCACCGCAGCCACUGCGAGAGGCUGGCUGCGGAGGAGAUUGCAGCCAGCACAGCUGGAGUGAAGGAGGAGGAGGAGGAGGAGGAGGAGAGGGAGCAGGAGGGGGACCGGGGGACGCUGGGAUACCUGCUGAAGGAGAAGGAGGAGGAGGGGGGGAGCGGAGAGGGGGGGUUCAGGCAGCCAGACUCCUUUGCUUGA
Acipenser ruthenus (sterlet) is the source of this 2596-nucleotide messenger RNA. RefSeq names its product zinc finger and BTB domain-containing protein 22-like. The record is from RefSeq and is a predicted model, not a curated record. Gene Ontology annotation, biological process: regulation of transcription by RNA polymerase II. The coding region runs from base 458 to 2596 and encodes 712 amino acids. Lineage: Eukaryota; Metazoa; Chordata; Actinopteri; Acipenseriformes; Acipenseridae. The transcript is spliced from 5 exons. Gene Ontology annotation, molecular function: DNA-binding transcription factor activity, RNA polymerase II-specific; protein binding; RNA polymerase II cis-regulatory region sequence-specific DNA binding.